Molecule: messenger RNA, 546 nt
Organism: Saprolegnia diclina VS20
Lineage: Eukaryota; Oomycota; Saprolegniomycetes; Saprolegniales; Saprolegniaceae
Exons: 3
Coding region: 1-546 (181 amino acids)
Biological process (GO): nucleotide catabolic process
Molecular function (GO): hydrolase activity
Source: RefSeq, a predicted model, not a curated record
AUGCGUGGCGAAGAGAGCAACUUCGGUAACUUGGUCGCUGAUGCAAUCCGAUCAGAGCUCGGCGCGCAAUUUGGCCUUGUGAAUGGCGGCUUUGUUCGUGGCGACAAUGUGCACCCGGCGAAGACGACGGUGACGGUGGGGCUGCUGGAGAAGGAGAUGCCGUUCCCGCGCCCCGCGGUGCUCAUCAAAAUCAAGGCGGCCGACUUGAAGGAGGCAAUUGAGCAGCACUUGCGAGUGUACCCGGCGCUCUCGGGCUCGUUCCCGCACGUUUCGGGCCUGCGCAUCAUCUACGACCGGUCGCGCCCCGAGAUGCCUGCGAUUACGUCGUUCAAGGACGAGUUUGACAACAACAUCGACUUGAACGCCGUUGUACUCGUCGCGACGACCAAGUUUGUCGCGGGUGGCGGUGACGGCUGCGUCGCGUGGCAAAAGGGCAAGCUUGUCUCGACACACGAUCAGAUCGCCGAGGAGGUCGUGCGCUUCAUCGAGAAGAAGCGGCUGCUGGCGUACCCUGCGAAGGAAGGCCGACUCAUCAUCGUCGACUAG